AUGAUGACUAUGAUGAACAGUUUGGCUGCCGGUAUUGGUGAUUUUGGCAUUCCUCGUUUCUCUAGGAAUGGCAAGCUUUUGGCUCCUUGUGGUGGUGGAUGUGGAAUUUUGUGUGAUAAUACCCACAAAUGCCCUGAUUGCAAUGCGCACAUGCAUCCUUUUUGCGGAUUUGAUGUUGGAUUGGCUGAAGGUCAUGGUCAAGCCAGACUGUGUAAUAGUUGCCAACUGAAAAGAACGACACCACCACCGCCGCCGCCGCCACCACCACCACCACCACCACCACCACCACCACCACCACCACCGACUAAUAACGGUAGGAGAACGGUUGCAACUGAAUCCAAUUUGCCUGAGUUGGCCGAAGCUCCGGCAGAGCAAGUUAUUCGGCCACAUCCUCAGUACCAAUCCGCUUUCAUUGGCUUCAUGGACUAUACAUUUAACAGGAAGUUCAACAAGAAUGCCACCUUCAAUCCCAUUGAAAUUAGAAAUUCCAUCAAGCCACACCAUGUGGUUGACUAUCUCCACAAGUUGACAUAUGACAAGCUGGAUGUGAACUACAAAGUUGAUAAUCCUGGAAGACGGUCAAAUGGUAUUCUCCAUAUUAAAAGUGCCAUCUCUCAUUACAUGCCGGAUGACUUUCCUUGGAAUGGACAUUCCGGCAAUCCUACACGAUCCAAACCAGUCAACAAAUUGAUAGAAGCUAUUAGACUAGCAGAAAGGGAAAAACGAGGGAAGAAAUCUCAGGCAAGACGAGAACUCCACGAGGUUGAGUUUCGCAAAACAAUUGAACUCUUACAAUCAACAUUCAGUUUCAUCAAGAGCUGUUUGAUUGUUUGCAUGCUGGUGCUUCAAUUACAUAUUGUAGCUAGGGGAUCCGACGUGUCUCAGUUAUUCAUCAAUCAGAUUAAGUCACAUUCGAAGCAUGACUUUGCCUUGGAAUUGACAGUGGAAUGGUCCAAGAAUGUGAAAGAUGAGCGGGACUGUCCUCCUCAGAUCCUACUAGGAGCCAUGGAUACUCAGUACUGCACUCACCUGGCUUUGGCAAUUUAUUUGGAAGAGGCAAUUGCUCGUGGACGGGCAUGUGCUGGUUUCGACAAAGCCUACCUUUUUACGGAUGAUUUCGAUCCAGAACCACCAGCAGGGCAAACUUGGGAACCAGAGGAGCUCGAGAAGAACAAGAGGAAUUCACCAACAAAGAAGCUUUGCAGUCGGUACCGGAAUUGCCUUAAAUCAAUCUUUGAAAGUGAGGCCUUCCAAGCUAUCUCCAGCACCAUCGGAGGUUUGAUUGGAAGUCACAGCAUUCGAAAAUAUGCAGCUACUCUAGCCAAACGCUUUGGUGUUAGUUUGCGAGAUGUUGAUGGCCGUGGCCGCUGGAAAGGAGACACUGCUACAAAGCACAAGGUCGCAGCUGGCCACUAUGUAUCCCCUGACCAACCUUUUAUUGAUGCCAAUGUUGCCAGAGUUCUUUGCCUCGAUAAUCCUGUGGCUUACCGUAUCCAUUCGCAGGCAACUCAUAUCACAGAUGACUGGCUGAAGGAUCUGGUUCAGAAUCAACGGCAGCACAUGGACCGCCGUUUUGAUAGGAUUGACCGAAAUCUUGCAACAAUCCAGGCUCAGCCACCCCGAAUGGCUUCUCCCGGAAGAAGAGCUCGAAACUUUGCCAAUCUUGGAUUGGUAGAAAGAAGAGACAACAAUGGUAGACUUAGAAGGGAGCGUUUGACUACUGCAGUGGAUGAUCGCCCAGCGAGAAUUACCAAAAAUCUGAAAACAGUUGGCGCUAUCUGGCAAGAGUGGUCUACAGGUAUCAAUGGCUGCAAGCCAGUCAAGGAUUGGAUUCCGGCAGAGCAAUCGCUUCCUGGCAACAAUACAUACUACAGAAGAAAGGGGUUGUACUUGAUGUUGAAUGACCUAGUAUCCAACCGGGUGACUGCAGGUGCAGCAAUCGGUCUCAUUGAAAAGCUCUACCCCAGGGCAAAAAUUCUAGAAAUAUCCAAAGAUCUCAAGAAGAGAAGAGACGAAAACAACCUCCAAAAAGAGCUGAAGAAUGCCUUAGGAAUUAGAUAA
Seminavis robusta is the source of this 2061-nucleotide messenger RNA. Lineage: Eukaryota; Bacillariophyta; Bacillariophyceae; Naviculales; Naviculaceae. The record is from the annotation of a GenBank genome assembly.